Molecule: messenger RNA, 2724 nt
Organism: Anopheles merus
Lineage: Eukaryota; Metazoa; Arthropoda; Insecta; Diptera; Culicidae
Gene: DCP2
Exons: 3
Coding region: 164-2503 (779 amino acids)
Biological process (GO): deadenylation-dependent decapping of nuclear-transcribed mRNA; nuclear-transcribed mRNA catabolic process, nonsense-mediated decay
Cellular component (GO): cytoplasm; P-body
Molecular function (GO): RNA binding; manganese ion binding; 5'-(N(7)-methylguanosine 5'-triphospho)-[mRNA] hydrolase activity
Source: RefSeq, a predicted model, not a curated record
UGCACGGAACCGGUUUGACCAGUCACCGGUGUGUUUGUUUGCCUCAGUUCUGUUGAAAUAUUGAAGAGUUUAACGAGAGCCUCUAAUUAGUAAAUAGUGGCGUUUCUUCACACUUCUUAUAUAAAGCCCGACACGUCCGACGGAUCCACUGGUCAGUCCGUGCAUGUGCGUGCGCCGUGAUAGCAGCAUCACCAUGAAUCGUGUCAUUUUGGUGUCAUUUUUGUGCGUCUGUGUGCUCGGGUACAUAUCCUCCGUCGAUGGAGUUCCGGCACGUGGGAAGCAACCGGCCAAUAGGUCGUCGGAAGAAUCGGGCGAGAUGGAACAAUCGAACAGCCGGGAGCGUGCAAUGGAACGAAAGGGCCCGGGAAAGCGACAGAAGGGACAAUCGUCGAAGGAGAGUGGCGAGAUGAAAAUGAAGCGCCCCCGACCGCCUCCACGCCGAAGGAAUAAGAAUAGGAACAAAAAUCGAUCAACGACCACCACCACAACGACUUCCACGACAACGGUUUCACCAGCGACGAACCCUUCGAGCACUGCUUCAGGUUCCCAGUCCACCACGACGACGCCAGCCGCAACUAGAGCAGCUACAUCCACUACUCCGGUAUCAACUACUUCGGCUAUGAGUACAUCCACAACUCCGUCAUCUACGACUUCAGCUAUGAGUACAUCUACAACUCCGUCAUCUACGACAUCAGCUACGAGUACAUCCACAAGCUCGUCUUCUACAACGCUUUCAAGCACUACCCAAGGACCAUCAACGGCCCCUACGACUACUACGUCCAGCACAACCACAACGGCGAGUUCGACCACUUCUACCACCACAGACCGGGCCCGACCGUCACCACCGACCCGUCCUGGUCGCAAAAAAGUCGUUUCUUUUAGUAUUAUCACUUCGUCCCCCCACAUACCACCGAUGGCAACAAAAAGCCCGGUGAGUGUGGCCCAAACGGUGGCUGCGGCGGCGUCGACGGCGGCAGUGGCCUCGAGCCAGAAGGGCAAGCAGAACGGUUCGCUCAACAUUUCGUGCGACAUUCUGGACGAUCUCGCCAGCCGGUUCAUCAUCAAUGUGCCGGUAGAGGAGCGGGAAAAUUUGAUCCGCAUCUGCUUCCAGAUGGAGCUGGCCCACUGGUUCUAUUUGGAUUUCUAUUGCGCCGAGAACAAGCACAAGUGUGGCAUCAAACAGUUUGCGCAGCAAAUGUUUAAGCAUGUGCCGUUCCUGCAGCCGCACUGGCCACACGUGGACACGGUGCUGGAGGACUGGAAGCAGUACAAGCUGACCGUACCGACGUACGGUGCGAUACUGCUGUCCGAGGACCUGAAGCACGUGCUGCUGGUGCAAUCUUUUUGGGCGAAAUCGUCGUGGGGCUUCCCCAAGGGUAAGAUCAACGAAAACGAGGAACCAGUCAACUGUGCUAUACGCGAGGUGUACGAGGAGACGGGCUACGACAUCCGCAAGCUGAUCCGGCCGACCGAGUACAUUGAGGUGAUCGUAAACUAUCAGUUCACCCGGCUCUACCUGGUGCCGGGCGUACCGCUGGCCACAGUGUUUGUGCCGAAAACGCGCAACGAAAUCAAGUGCUGCGAAUGGUUCCCGGUGGACGUGCUGCCCGUCACCAAGCACGACAGCAUCGUGAAGGACAACCACAACCUGACCGGCAACUCGUUCUUUAUGAUAUUGCCGUUCGUGAAGCGGCUGAAACGGUGGCUCGAAUCGUUCCCGUCCGGCGGGAAGGCGGGCAAGGGAGCGGCCGGCAAGGGCAUACUGGCGCAGGCAAGCAAUUCACCCGUGUUUGGACGCGAAUCGACCGGCAAGCAGAAAAUCUACUUCGAAAACAAUAUCGUCGGCAGUGGAAACAAACAGCAACAGCAGCAACAAGGACAGAAACAACGGCAGAGGCACAAAUCGAUGGGAGAGCUGGAACAGCAACCGCAACAGCCGAUACAAAUACUGCAACGUGGGAAAGCGAAUGCUGCUGCAGGUACGCCAAACGUUGCCAACCGUUCGCAACAGAAGCAACAUCAGCAGCAACAGCAGCAGCAACAGCCACGCGAAGAUGCCUACCAAUCAAAUCAGCGGGCUGCCAGUGUAGUCAGCGAGAGCUACCGGGACUUUUCGCUCGGUGUCGCCGAUGAGUCGUCCGCGAUGAAGAAGAAGUUCAACCAAACGCUACCCACCUCUGCCCAACCUUCGUCGGCAAAUGUGGGCCGAGGUGGACAGAAUGCUGCUGGUGGCGAGCGGCUGGUCAAGAGUCAGACGAAGAGAAAACUGUUUGCCAACGAGACCGCACCGGCCAAAGUGGAGACAGAGAAUCGAAAGGAGCAGCAGCAGCAGCAGCAGGGGAAGGAGGCGAAGAAAGAGACAACGGAUUCGGAGGACGAAUCAUUUCUCGAGUAUCUGCUCCAGGAGGCGCGCUACGACCGUUUCCGGAAUGGCGUGUAUCAGUGGACCCAUUUCCAGCUUGAACAUUCAACAUUUUUAUUUAAACCUAUAUUACCUUCCUAGUUUGGAGGAGAUGAGGAUCAAGGAAUGCCGUGAACCGAUCGACCGAAAUUUCACUGCAUCGAACGAACAUGCUUCCUACAGGGAGCACACGAAGGCGUAAGAACAAAAGCAGAAGAAUAAAUGAAUAAUCGUGACUGAAAUUUUGCAUUAAAUAGCACCGCAGCAGCAUAUUAGUAUGAUCGCAGUGCAAAAGGACCGAAUGUAUCCGAAUUGAACGUUGG